UAUAAGCGACAUUCAACGACCCUUCCGCCCACCAAAAGAAAUCAAGAAAAACUAUAGAAUUGAAGGUAAAGAUGAUGAGAGAUUUAUCAAACUUCAACACUUACAACUACGGCGAUGCUUCCUAUUGGGACGCUCGUUACAUUCAGGAAGGUGGCAGCUACGAUUGGUACCAGAGUUACGCCUCUCUCCGCCCCUUCAUUCGCCGCUACAUACCCACUUUUUCUCUUGUUCUCAUGGUUGGCUGCGGCAAUGCUCUUAUAUCAGAGGACAUGGUGAAGGAUGGAUAUACAUAUGUAAUGAACACCGACAUUUCUUUAGUGGCCAUUGACAUGAUGAGGAAAAAAUAUGAAAAUGUGCCACAGCUCCAUUACAAGCAGAUGGAUGUUAGAGAUAUGAGCUCUUUCCGUAAUGAGUAUUUUGACGGUGUCAUUGACAAGGGAACUCUUGAUUCAUUGUUGUGUGGAAAUGAUGCUUCAGUUAAUGCUACGGCGAUGUUGGGGGAAGUAAGCAGGGUUCUUAAACCUGGAGGAAUAUAUAUGUUGAUAACCUAUGGCGAUCCUAAAGUAAGGAUGUCUCACUUAAAACGGCCUGUAUACGAUUGGGAUAUUGAAUUGUACGUAAUACCCAGACCAGAUUUUGAAAGGCCCGACGGCAGUUCGUCAUCACGCUCCUUCCUGGACCCCAUUCCGCUCACCGAAAAGGGUUUACUUCCGUCUGGUUUUGUAUUAGAAGAUCCAGAAUCUCACUUCAUCUAUGUGUGCAAAAAGAAGUGGAGCUCCCUAGUUCAUUAAUGGAUGAUAUUCAUGGUACACUAACCAAUUAAGUUAGACUUGAAUAUCAAUUUACUCCUCGAACUUGCACAAUUGACUAUCAACACCAAUAUUACUUUUUUUUAUCGAUUAGUCUCUUGUUAA
Mercurialis annua (annual mercury) is the source of this 914-nucleotide messenger RNA. RefSeq lists its product as uncharacterized. NCBI's taxonomy places the organism in Eukaryota, Viridiplantae, Streptophyta, Magnoliopsida, Malpighiales, Euphorbiaceae. The transcript has 8 exons. Gene Ontology annotation, molecular function: S-adenosylmethionine-dependent methyltransferase activity. The record is from RefSeq and is a predicted model, not a curated record. The coding region runs from base 72 to 791 and encodes 239 amino acids.